Strongyloides ratti is the source of this 1173-nucleotide messenger RNA. Its product is annotated as Acid sphingomyelinase-like phosphodiesterase 3a. Gene Ontology annotation, molecular function: hydrolase activity. The record is from RefSeq and is a predicted model, not a curated record. The transcript has 2 exons. NCBI's taxonomy places the organism in Eukaryota, Metazoa, Nematoda, Chromadorea, Rhabditida, Strongyloididae. The coding region runs from base 1 to 1173 and encodes 390 amino acids.
AUGUGCCAUAUAACAAAUAAAGUUUCAGCAGCUCAUUUAGGAGUUUAUGGUGAUUACAAGUGUGAUACAUCAAAAAAAUUACUAGAAAAUUCAGUGUCAUCUGCAGCCAAAAUAAUAAGUAGUCCUGAUUUAAUUUUAUGGACUGGUGAUAAUAUACCUCAUAUAGAUACAUAUGAUUUUGAUUAUGUUAUUGAAACUAUUAAUGUAACAAGUAGUUAUAUAAAAAAAUUUUUUCCUCAAACAAAAGUUAUACCAUUAUUUGGAAAUCAUGAUUAUUCUCCUGCUAAUAUGUUUCCUGAUAAAAAUAAUACAAUUUAUUCUAGAACAUAUAAUAUAUGGAAAGAUUGGAUUGGAAAUGAAAAUGAAAAAACAUUUUUAAGAGGUGGUUAUUAUAAAUAUAUGUCUGAUGACAACACAACAUGGUUAUGUUUAAAUACUAAUUUAUAUUAUUUAUUUAAUGAUGCAACAAUGGACAAUAAAACUGAUCCAGCAGGACAAUUUCAAUUUAUGAGAGAUGAACUUAAUAAAGCAAAAACAUUAAAUAAAUCUAUUCAUAUAGUUGGACAUAUUCCUCCAGGAUCAUUUGAAAGAACUCCAAAUUUUACAUGGUUCCAUCCACAAUAUAAUGAAGAAUUUUUAAAUAUUGUUAUUGAAUUUUCAGAUGUAAUAAAAUGGAUGGUUUUUGGACAUCAUCAUACUGAUACAUUUAGAAUGGUAUUAAAUGACAAAGAAGAACCUGUUCAAAUGAUGUUUAUGGCACCAUCAGUAACUCCAUGGUUUUCUAAUUUACCUGGUGCUGGUUCUAAUAAUCCAGCAUUUCGUAUAUUUGAUUAUGACAAAAAUAAUUGGAAUAUUAAUGAUAUUUUAACAUAUUCAGUUAACUUGACAGAAUUAAAUAAAAAUUCUGAAACUCCAUGGCUUUUAGAAUAUACUUUUGUUCAUGAUUAUAAUAUUUCUUCACCAAUAACAAUAAGACAAAUUAAUAAUUUAUUAAAAUCAAUAGAAAAAAAUCCAUCAAUAUUUUAUAAAUAUUUACAAUAUAAUACUGUUGGAUGGGAUGUUAAAAUGCCAACAUCAAUGUAUCGUUGUGGACAGGUAUGUGCAAUAAAAUAUGCCGAUUAUCCAAGAUAUUAUAAAUGCCUUAAUGGUGAUGAGUCACGUUGUGAUUAUUAG